This is a messenger RNA of Anoplopoma fimbria (sablefish), 661 nucleotides long. RefSeq names its product 28S ribosomal protein S33, mitochondrial-like. NCBI's taxonomy places the organism in Eukaryota, Metazoa, Chordata, Actinopteri, Perciformes, Anoplopomatidae. Gene Ontology annotation, cellular component: mitochondrion. Bases 206 to 526 code for a protein of 106 amino acids. The record is from RefSeq and is a predicted model, not a curated record. The transcript has 3 exons.
UAUAUUGUGGCUUUAUUUUCAAGUAAAAUACAUAUUGACGCACACAAUUCAAAUGGUCGUAUAUUUCACGAUAAGUGCGCUUCAGCCGACGGAUAACCGGAACUUUGUGCAACACCUUUCAAACCCACGGAACUCUUAAGAGCGACGGACUUCCUGCUAGCGCUUAGUUGAAAUAAAGUAACGCCAGACUUCACACUAAGCGGUCAUGGCCGGCCUGUCCAGCUACGCCCUGCGCAUGGCCAGACUGAGUGCUCAGAUCUUUGGGGAGGUGGUGCGUCCGACGGACUCCAGAUCUAUGAAGGUUGUCCAGCUGUUCCAGGAGCCUCCCAUGGCCAAGAGGAAGGAGGUGUACGACUGGUACCCACAGCACAAGAUCUACUACUCCAUGACCCAGAAGCUCCGGUUCAUGGGACUGUUCAGAGACGAGCAUGAGGACUUCAAAGAGGAGAUGCGUCGCCUGAGGAAACUGCGAGGAAAAGGGAAACCAAAGAAAGGAGAGGGGAAGAGAGCCAGCAAGAAGAAAUGAGCUGCUUCUUUUUCUUUCUUUUUUAUGCAGACAGACAACAUUGGACUGUGUACACACUCUUUACUCUGCCAUCCUCAAGGAGGAACAGGAAGGACGGGUGUGUUAAACAUUUUAUUAAAUAUAUCAAUAAAGAUG